Molecule: messenger RNA, 374 nt
Organism: Racocetra persica
Lineage: Eukaryota; Fungi; Glomeromycota; Glomeromycetes; Diversisporales; Gigasporaceae
Source: the annotation of a GenBank genome assembly
CAAAUCGCGAACCCACCUUAUCGUCUUGUUAUACCUUUAGACCUUUUAUUGGCCCCAAAUCGCAAAGGCUCAACUCCGAGGCCUCAAAAUUCCUUUCUUUUAUUCAGAAAAGAUUAUAACAUGAGAAUGCACCUUCGAAAUCAUAAUAAACCAGACAAAUUAAGUACAAAAAUGAUUUCGGAGAAUGCCAAACUGGAAUGGAGUCAACAAUCUCCAGAAGUAAAAAACUUCUUCAAAGUAUUGGCCAAAGAGGCUGAUAGACGGCACAAACAACUAUUUCCCAAUUAUAAAUAUCAGCCCAAAUGUAAACCAAAGGAUAAUGAUAGUAUCGCUCCGGAUACUGACAUUAUUGAACAAUAUUUUGACAUCCAGAG